AUGUCUGCUUCGCACGUCCUUCGGCACCUGAGCUCUUCCGACACCACCGUCAUCGUCGCCAUCCUCAGCGCUGUGGUGUUUAUCCUGUUUCUCUGGAUCGUUCUCUGUUUCACCUGGCGCACCACUCGUCCCCAGACCCCUUCUAUUGAUGGUCGCGAUUCUGCCGUCGAUGAAGAGGAAGCCGAACGCUUCUAUGCCUUCCGCAUCGUUCAGCCGAGCUCUAUAAAUGCCCUUGGACAGCGAAUGUAUCACACUGCAGCCGUCCCUGCUUCCGGUCUUGAUCCUGGUCCCAGUGAGCGAGGUGGUGCCACUGCCAAGUAG
Fusarium sp. VM40 is the source of this 321-nucleotide messenger RNA. The record is from the annotation of a GenBank genome assembly. Lineage: Eukaryota; Fungi; Ascomycota; Sordariomycetes; Hypocreales; Nectriaceae.